Messenger RNA from Xiphophorus hellerii (green swordtail), 3238 nucleotides. Its product is annotated as transmembrane protein 17A. Lineage: Eukaryota; Metazoa; Chordata; Actinopteri; Cyprinodontiformes; Poeciliidae. Gene Ontology annotation, cellular component: ciliary transition zone. The record is from RefSeq and is a predicted model, not a curated record. Gene Ontology annotation, biological process: non-motile cilium assembly. The coding region runs from base 291 to 947 and encodes 218 amino acids. The transcript has 4 exons.
ACUCAAAUACCAAUUUAUUCCCAAAGCAUAUAAACAGAUUUACUCAUGAAAAAUACCCACUAACAGACAAUGUAUAAUGUCAAUGUUUCAGACUAAUCCUCAGCCCGCCUCCCUCUUGAUAAUCUGAUUAGCAGUAGCAUUGGACUGUCUGUCUCUGUGUAGCCAUUACAAUCUCUACUGUGCAUUUAUAGUAUUGAGGACAACAGGAAUUAGCUGCAGACCCAGACACAGACGCCACAAUUAGAGUGUUUGGAUUAUUAGUUCUGCCAUGACCAAAGGUUUGAGCCACCAUGCCUGUGUUUUACUCGCCUGUACCGGAGAACCUGCAGAUGGGCCUUGCCUACAUGGGAGGCUCCGUGUUCACAAACAACAGGACAGCGGACAGUGACUUCAGCAGGGAGCAGGAGGAUGCAUGUGUGGUCAACGAGUUGGUUUCUCACCUUCCCCUUCAAAUGCUUUUGUACUUCAACUUGUUUUACUUUCCUUGUUGGUGGUUUUCUGCUGUGUUCAUGUUGGAAGUGAAAUAUUACUAUCUUCCUGGAUACUACCAGGCUCUGCUCAUAACUGGGUUGGUCCUUGUCACAGUGAUUGAAGUGAUCCGACUCUACCUGGGCUACAUUGGCAACCUUAAAGAAAAGGUGCCAGCCCUGGCAGCCUUCUGGCUCCUGUCUUUCACGUUCCAGCUGCCCGUGCUGCUGUUCUUCAUCACAGAUGAAGGCGUUAUCAUUCUGCCUCUGGAGAGAGCCGUCCACUUCAUCUAUCUUAUUUUCCUGCUCGCCCAAAUCCUGGCUUCCUUCUUGGCGCUGAGGACAAUGACCCGAAAGCUCACCCUUCUCUUCCACCUGCGGCAAUUUGGCAAGGUGGAGAGCUUGCGGCAUGCAGAGAUGAGUCCCAUCUACGGGCUUCCCUAUAACCGCAGCGUGCUUCCAGUUUCACCCACUCAUUAAAGACAGACAACAGUCUUUCUUACAUGACUGUGGGUUUAGUAAAACAUCCACUGGGUUUGUUUUUUUUAUUACAAUGGUAGCGUACUUGCCCACAAACUUAGUUUGACAACUAAUGACAAUUUCAGAGUUAGUAGUAUGUAUGUAGUUAAAACAAUAAAAAUAGGCUUAGAUGCUAUUUGUAAAUGCUUUGCUCUUAAGUUUUGUAUGUAAUGCAAUCAUUCAACUUAGAAAUUGAAUGAUUGACUUGUUUUUAUUGUAUCCCACAGAUUGUUAGGAUUAUUAUGAAUGGAUUGUUCUGCAGUAUCUUAAGCCACUGUAAUAUACAAUAUGAUCCAUAAGAUGUAAAAUAACAGGUGUGCUUAAAUAGAUGGAAAACAUAGAUUCAGCACCAGUGAAAAUGACAAAGCCUGAUACAAUGUCAAACUGUCAAAACCUGACUUGACUUUUAAGGUGAAAUGGAAAACAUGAUCUAACAACAAGGUUUUCAUCAGACAAAGGUUAUUUUCUUUAAUCUUGAUGAAUGACACAGGAUGAAAAUUUGCCAGAGACUGAUCUUUUUGCCAUGGCAGAUCUAAUUUUUGUCUUGCUCCUUAGACAAGAGUUCAAAGCAACCUGCCCUGGCUUUUCUAAACAAAAGUGCUUUCUUUACAGUUGUGCCAUAUUUAUUGGCAGAUCUUUCAUUUGAGUAACAGGAGCAUUUUUUAAUUUUAUACUUUAACUUUUGAAGUUUGAACUGAAGUUGAUCAAAGCAUCUUGAAAAUUGUAUUCAUUAAUUGAGGACAUUCUGUUUCCCCCUGAGUUCUUGUGAUUUUUUUCUAAUUUGAAAUCCACUGAAAUUAAAGGCAAAUUUUUCAAAACAUGACAAAUUAACCUAACCUUGUUUUGUAACUCAAUAAAUGUAGUCCAGUUCAAACUUAAUAAUUAAAACAUUUUUUCUUCUUUUUCUAAAUUAAAACAUUUUGACACUUUUCACACAUAUUCAGCAGGAGUGCAAUAAAUGUGACCUUAACUGUUUUAGAAAUUAAUUUUUUGUCCUACAGUGGGGACAUUUCUGUUACACCUACAUCUUAACCUUAAAUUUUGAUACACGAGAUGCAGGCAUCAAAUUUAUUGUAGCUAGUGUGGGGAACGACGGAAGCGGUGUUAAAUAUUUACGACCACAGAGUGGCAGUCAGAGAUCAAAAGAGGUGACGUCUCUGACAGUGCUGCAAAGUCCAGUGAGGACAGAUUAUCAUGCAGCACAUGUUCGGAUCAGGAAAGCCUCUGGCAGAGCAAGAAAGGUUAGCCCUGUCUACAGCUGAACAUAAUGUAUUAUUAGAUGAUUAAUAACUCCAGGUUGAGCAUACACGGAAAUCAAUUGAAUAUCUUGUCAUCAUGGCCAAUUUUAUCCUCUCAUUUGAAGACAGAAGGUUGUAUGUUUCACUGGUUGCUGACCAGCAGCAACUGGUGCCUCAGUAUUUUAAUUCAGGGCAGAAAUAAAGUAGAGAGUGGUGCACUAAUAUUCAACAUGUCGGUUAUUUGAGAUGCAGAGUUUUUGUGAAAACACAUGCUUUUUUCUGUGCUACUUCACAUUCAGGGAACAACAAGCUGCAGUGGUUGUUGGACCGUUCACAGGUUGAAAUUGAGAGGAAAAACGGUGAACACAAAGCUGAAACCGAAUACUUUAUUCAUAAGUGCUUUACUCAAAAGGUUUAAUCACAUAAAGAAGUGAGCUGGAAAAUCUUGCUUUCUUUAUGUUCCAAUUUCAUAAGCCGUGGAAUCUGAAAAGGUUCAAACGUGUUUAUUUCCCGUUUAACAAGAAACCAAUUCAAAUACCCAAAAACUAUAUCCUGAUGUCAGUAUCUAAUCUGAAUUUCAUUUGUGUGACCUUUACAAAGUAAGAAACCAAUUCUGGUAAUGGACCAUCUAGCUGUAUUUUGUGCAGGGAGAUAGAGAAACCAAGCAACUAUGUGAAUAAUGGAAACAUAAUAUAACUGAUUGUUUCUUUUUGUGGUUGUUGAUUUUGUAAUGCACAUGUUAAUUUUGUGCUUGAGGACAAUACAGUGAUGGCAAUUCUGGUUACUUGCAAAAAUACAGAAAUAUUUUAUGUUGGUAUUAACUUCUGUAGAUUCAUAGACUUGUAAAUGUUAGUUUAAAAUGUUCAUAAAUGUUGUUCAAAUAGGGAAGUUUUAAAACAUUUUUAGGAACAACAGAUCUCCAAGAAAGAUCUUAGAAUAGAAUAGAAUAGAAUAUACUUUAUUGAUCCCCAAGGUGAAAUUGCUUAUUUUGUUCUCAUUUUCAUUUUCAUUCUU